CAGGCGUUUCGGUUCAAUUCCCGAGCCAACCUCGCUCGCUCUACUGCGUGUGCCGGCCGCGCAUGCCUCUGCGCUGCUGCGCGAUGAAGUGCAGGGGGAGGAGUAGGGAGGAGGAGAAGCAGCAGCAGCAGCAGGCGGCGGUUGUCGCGUCGGCGGCGGUGCCGAGGCGCGGGCGCUGGUUCGACGGGGAGCAUCAGCCGCCCGCGGCGUCGUCGUCGGCGGUGGCGGGGCGGGCGGGAUGGAGGCUGCGGUCGUGCGCGGCGGCGGCGAUCGCGGACUGCGUCGCGCUGGGGUGCUGCCCGUGCGCGGUCGUCGCGCUGCUGGGGAUAGCGCUCGUCAGGGCGCCGCUCGCCGUGGGCCGCCGCCUCCGCAGGCGCAGGCUGUCGCUGCUGCGCAGGAAGCGGGUGCGCGACGUCGCGGCGUCCGCCAAGGGCGCCAAGGCGGCGGGGGCCGCGCCCGGCGCGGGAAGCGGGACGCUCCUGGACACGGCCGACGAACACGCCACCGUCGGCGCGGCGACGGCGCCGGUGCAUCAUCAUCAUCAGCAGCAGCAGGCCGAGGCGGAGGAGCUGGCGUGGCUGGAGGAGUUGUACCGGGUCGGCCACUGGGGCUUCGGCCGCGUCUCCUUCUCCGGGUCGGCGGGGAAAACCCCGUGACCACCGGCGCGAGGGGAGCCAGCCGCUACCCGCCAGCCGCACGAGUGGAGUGCCGUGCCGUGCCGGCGGCGGUUGCGGGGGGGGGAGAGCAGAGCAGGUGCACGUCCUCGUCUCGUCCGACGCUACGCGCUGCUGUAGGAUUGAUUGGUGCGCCGGUCCCGGGCGACGGGACGCGACGCGACGUGCCGACGUGGCUGAUUGGUUUUGAUGGCCUCGUCGUCGUCUCUCUAGGAGCGGGGUACAUGUAAAGAUCUCUUGCCGGACCUUGUCGGGUGCACGGCAACGUUUGGCGCCUAGCUAGUUUGGGCCCGGCCCUCUUGGUGCGCGGCCGCGGCCUCUUGGCCCGUGGGCGUGGCCGUGUGGGUGGGAGAGUAACGUAGCGUAGCGUAGGGGAAGUGUAGUGUAAAAUGGUGGUUCGGAACUGGACGGGAAGGCCUUUCUAGCAUGCACCCGUUGCACGGACCACGGUGUGAAAAGUGGCCUUUGUGUUCGUGCGGCUGGGGAACAAAUUGUUUCUGUCGACUCAUUUGGCUUCUUCUGUUGCGUUCUGUUUGCUUUUGAUAAUCUCUAAUUUUCUA
Molecule: messenger RNA, 1234 nt
Organism: Sorghum bicolor (sorghum)
Lineage: Eukaryota; Viridiplantae; Streptophyta; Magnoliopsida; Poales; Poaceae
Exons: 1
Coding region: 63-656 (197 amino acids)
Source: RefSeq, a predicted model, not a curated record